AUGCUGUUGGACAACUUCGAAUGUCACGUGUCAGAUGAGUCGUACAAGAUCACGUAUGAAGAGCUGGGUGCGCACCUUUGCCCGCUGCCGCCCAAUUCGACGUCCGUCUGCCAGCCGCUGGACAUUGUCGGUGAUGAUGAAGAUCCAUUCUCGCCUACUGCUUGUCAAAAGCGCAUGGCGAUGGUGAAGCGAGCCAUCGCUGCAUGGGACAUGGUGUCUGACGAUGUGAUCCGCCGAAGAUUUGAAAAGAAUUCCUAG
Messenger RNA from Aphanomyces astaci, 258 nucleotides. RefSeq lists its product as hypothetical. The record is from RefSeq and is a predicted model, not a curated record. The transcript has 3 exons. Bases 1 to 258 code for a protein of 85 amino acids. NCBI's taxonomy places the organism in Eukaryota, Oomycota, Saprolegniomycetes, Saprolegniales, Verrucalvaceae.